Oldenlandia corymbosa var. corymbosa is the source of this 1236-nucleotide messenger RNA. The record is from the annotation of a GenBank genome assembly. NCBI's taxonomy places the organism in Eukaryota, Viridiplantae, Streptophyta, Magnoliopsida, Gentianales, Rubiaceae.
AUGGCAGAACAAUGUGUGGGAGCAGUUUUAAACACUCCAAAAACUGUCAAUCCUAGACGCUGUUCCUUCAGCCAACUCAACCAACUACACUUUUCAUCAUCCUUGUGUAAAAUGAUUCCAAGAAAACCCCAAAGUGGCUCUCUGUCAAUUGCAUUGAAUGCAACAUCGUCAUCUUCAGCAAUGGCAUCUAGUCAACAUCUUCCACCGCUCUCACUCGAGGCAUUGAAAACCAGUGAACGUAGAAAUGAAGUCAUGGAUGCUAUUCAGAGGUCAAUUGGGAACUGUCUCUCUGAAACGCAUCUUGACGUAACUGUUCCCAGUCUCCAAUCCAAAACGCGAGGAAAGGUCAGGGACAUCUAUGAUGGAGGCGAUUAUCUUGUUCUGGUAACCACAGACAGACAAAGUGCCUUUGACAGAAUUCUUGCGUCAAUUCCAUUUAAGGGACAGGUGCUUAAUGAAACAAGUUUGUGGUGGUUUAAUAGAACUCAGCACAUUGUUCAAAAUGCGGUUGUAGCUGCUCCAGACAAGAAUGUGACCAUUGCAAAGAAAUGUUCCGUGUUUCCCGUUGAGUUUGUUGUUCGUGGUUUCGUGACUGGAAGCACAGACACGUCAUUAUGGACAGUCUACAAGAAAGGCACUCGAAACUAUUGUGGCAAUACUCUCCCUGAUGGCAUGGUUAAAAAUCAGAAGCUACCUGCAAAUAUUCUCACACCAACCACGAAAGCUGCUGAUCAUGACGUUCCAGUUACCCCGGAUGAGAUCAUUCAAAGUGGUUUAAUGACUCAAGCAGAUUAUGAGGAAGCCAGCGCAAAGGCACUAAAGCUAUUUAAUUACGGUCAGCAAGUAGCAAUGCAACAGGGGCUAAUAUUGGUAGACACCAAGUAUGAGUUUGGAAAGGCACCUGAUGGUACUAUUCUUUUAAUUGAUGAGGUUCAUACACCAGAUUCGAGUAGAUAUUGGAUUGCUCAUUCUUAUCAAGAGCGCUUUUGGAACGGCCUUGAACCUGAAAAUGUGGACAAGGAGUUCCUAAGGCUGUGGUUUAAAAAUAAUUGCGACCCAUACAAAGAUGAGGUCUUGCCUGAUGCUCCAGCAGAACUAGUUUCUGAAUUAGCUUGGCGAUACAUAUUCUUGUAUGAGACCAUAACAAAAUCACAUCUUCAGUUGCCUGCCACAGAGGAGAAUAUACAUGACAGAAUAACCAGAAACGUCACAGAGGCUCUCGCAUCUCUCCCGUAG